UCAUGAAUGGAGCUGUUUACUGGCUGCUUUCUCGUGAGCUUGUAAACGCACCUUAAACGAUCAUAGCAGAUUUUGCACAAGUUUUCGCGGUUGUAAUUUAGAUAGUUGCCUAGCCCCUAAACUAUUAUUGAGGCGUCCUAUUUCCAGACAUAUCGUCGUCGCCAACGGCUAGGUGCCUUAGAGAUGAAAAGGAACGGAACUUAUCGAUUUCUGUCGGUUUUUUCUUGUCUCGUCGUCUGUGUUUUCUUGAUAGUCUUUUGGUUUUUUGUGUUUUAUUCUAUAAUGUUGGCACCAUAACUACUAGUGGCUCAGUGUGGAUCAGGUUUGGCAUGCGACCCAGUAAAUUAGAUCACGUUAAGCCAGAUGUACAUGAUUUAUCUAUCUGAACUGGUGUACGGGCAUUCAUAUAAUCUCUCCAUUUUUGGUAAAUGAAAAAGUUGCAAUAUUGGUCAGAUGCCACCUGACCGUAACCAGAUCUUUAGCAACUAGCGUUAGCCUUAGAAUGAAUGAACGUAGCUAACUGGCUAACAGUUAUAACACAAAGUGGUCAAUGUAACUUUGUUAACUCUGAACAUCCCUGUCCGACAAAGCAACUCACCCGACAUUUUCAAAAUACUAAAGUACGUCUCUAUUUUCUUAAAAGGUUCAUGUUACUUCACCGAUUAGCUAGCUAGCUUGUUUGCUAAUUUCAGGAUGCAUGUUUGUCGUCAUUGCUUACAGUGGAUCACGUGUUUUGAACACGGAAGUCAACGUUUUGCUUUCUGAACAGUGAGAAAGACCCUGACUUCAGAAUGGCUGAUGGCUCCACUGUAAAGGGCCCAGGUACUCAAAAGCUGCAGUUUGCCCCGUUCUGCAGUGCUUUAGAGGCAGGUUUCUGGCACCAGUUGACACAGAAGAAACUUAAUGACUAUCGCCUUGAUGAAAGUCCUAAAAGCAUCAAAGGAUACUACUACAAUGGUGAUCCAGAUGGCCUCCCUACACGCCUGACUCUGGAGUUCAGUGCAUUUGAAGUUGAUGGGCCCACUCCAGUGCGCUGCUGUCCAGCCACAGGCAUACUCUACAACACCAACACAUUAGAAGCAUUCAGAUCCAUUGACAAGAAAGCUCUCCUGGACACAGAGGCCUCCGAGAUAUGGGAGGCAAUCCAAUCCAAUGCUGCUCUACAAAAUCCCUCAAUCCUCAACAAAUUUAUUUUGCUGACUUUUGCAGAUUUGAAGAAGUAUCACUUCUAUUAUUGGUUCUGCUUCCCAGCACUUGGUUUCUCUGAAGGCAUUCAAAUUAUCCAGGAGCCUGUCCUUCUAAGUCAGAAGUUCUCUCCCAAGCAGAUAUCUGCCCUCCAAGGAGCCUAUGACGGUCUCUGCACUACGAACAAUACCACGGCGGUCCCUUACUUCCUCAUCAAAUACACAGAGGAAGAUGUGACGGCGGCUCCACUACAGGAGUGGGAAGCUUUCUUCACAGACCUCAAGACGGUGACUGUUGGCGUCUACGAUCCUUGCACACUUCCCCAACACCCAGGAUGGCCACUCCGAAAUCUACUCAUUCUCAUCGCAAGCAAAUGGGGUGCCCAGGUGGAUUUGGUGGAGGUAUUGUGCUAUAGAGACAGGACGCUCCAAGGCACACGCUCAGUGCAGCACAGCAUCAUCUUUCAGGUCAAGCUUCCGGAUCUUUCCGCCAGCACAGGCUGUCCUAAGAGUGUUGGCUGGGAGAAGAACCAGAAAGGCGCCAUGGGACCUAGAAGUGUCAAUCUGAGCGAGUGUAUGGACCCUAAGAGACUGGCCGAGUCCUCUGUAGAUCUGAAUCUCAAGUUGAUGCGCUGGAGAUUGGUCCCGACUCUGGAUCUGGAUAAGGUCAUCUCCACCAAGUGUCUUCUGCUGGGAGCUGGAACACUGGGCUGCAAUGUGGCCCGCUGUCUCAUGGGCUGGGGAGUGAGGCACAUCACUUUUGUGGACAAUGCCAAGAUCUCCUACUCCAACCCAGUGCGCCAGCCCCUCUAUGAGUUCGACGACUGCCUUUCCGGAGGGAAAUCCAAGGCAUUUGCUGCUGUGGAGAGACUGAGAAAGAUCUUCCCUGGAGUGCAGAAUGCGGAGGGCUUCAACAUGAGCAUUCCUAUGCCCGGCCACCCAGUGAACUUCUCGGAGGAGACGCUGGGGCAGGCGCAGCGAGACGUGGAGCAGCUGGAGACGCUCAUCGCCGCCCAUGACGUGGUCUUCCUCUUAAUGGACACCCGCGAGAGCCGCUGGCUUCCCACAGUCCUUGCGGGCAGCCAGCGAAAGCUCGUGGUGAACGCCGCCCUCGGUUUUGACACCUUUGUGGUGAUGCGGCAUGGUAUGAAGCGUCCUCCUGGCGAGUCGGCCGAGUCCAGCCCCUCGUCCUCCACCGGCACCUCGUCCUCCUCCUCCUCCACGCCCGGUCCGGCCACUCUCCCAGCAGCCUCUCUGUUCUCCAACAUCCCCGGACACCGACUGGGCUGCUACUUCUGCAAUGACGUGGUUGCCCCCGGCGAUUCCACCAGGGACAGGACGUUAGACCAGCAGUGCACCGUAAGCAGGCCUGGCCUGGCCAUGAUCGCUGGAGCUCUGGCUGUGGAGAUGAUGGUGUCCAUCCUCCAGCACGCAGAGGGGGGCUAUGCAGUGGCCAGCAGCAGUGACGACCGCAUGAAUGAACCCCCCACGUCCCUGGGUCUGGUUCCCCAUCAGAUCCGAGGAUUUCUGGCCAGAUUUGACAACGUCCUUCCUGCAAGUUUGGCCUUUGACAAGUGCACCGCCUGCUCCACAAUAGUCCUUGAACACUACGAGCGAGAGGGCUUCCCGUUCCUGUCCCAGGUCUUCAACUCCUCCCACUCCUUCCUGGAAGAUCUGACGGGCCUGACGCUGCUGCACCAGGAAACUCAGGCGGCCGAGAUCUGGGACAUGAGUGACGAUGAGAGCAUCUGAAGAGAGCUCACAAGACUGCGUUGAAUGGGCCUCCAGACUCCAGAGCUGACACUUUGAUACAGACUGACUAUUUCGUGUGAGAUCAGCAACCAAAGUCAACAUGCGUCUUGUUUUCUCUACUGUUGUACUUUAUGUCUGAUUGCUUAUACACACACACACACACACACACACACAAACAUGCAUAUUCUGUUAUGUUAUUUUCUAACUUCAUUGUGUUGUUGUAUAUCAAGUCCUUGUACUCAGUUACUCUGACAGCAACAUUAAAAUGCAUUAAACCAUGAAUCA
This is a messenger RNA of Clupea harengus (Atlantic herring), 3221 nucleotides long. RefSeq names its product ATG7 autophagy related 7 homolog (S. cerevisiae) (gene atg7). Gene Ontology annotation, molecular function: Atg12 activating enzyme activity; Atg8 activating enzyme activity. Lineage: Eukaryota; Metazoa; Chordata; Actinopteri; Clupeiformes; Clupeidae. Gene Ontology annotation, cellular component: cytoplasm; phagophore assembly site. The coding region runs from base 792 to 2936 and encodes 714 amino acids. Gene Ontology annotation, biological process: autophagosome assembly; protein modification by small protein conjugation; cellular response to nitrogen starvation. The record is from RefSeq and is a predicted model, not a curated record. The transcript has 19 exons.